ACUGAGGUACCCACCUGCUUCAAGCAGACUUCAUUUGUACUGGUGCCCAAGAGGAACGUGGUGACCUGCCUCCAUGACUAUUGCCCAGUAGCACCUACAUCCACAGUGAUGAAGUGUUUUGAGAGGGUGGUGAUGAAACAUAUCAACUCCUGCCUGAGAAGCGACUUGGAUCUACUCCAAUUUGCCUACCGGAGCAACAGGUCCACAGCAGAUGCCAUCUCAUUGGCUCUUCACUCAACCCUGGAACAUCUGGAUAGCAAAGGUUUCACGCAGAGCGAAAUGGGCAAGAAGGUGAAAAGGAAAUCUGAGGACGUUUCUUCAGACGAGGAGGAGGAAUACGUGGUGGAGAGGGUGCUGGAUCGCAGGGUGGUGAGGGGACGUGUGGAGUUUCUGCUGAAAUGGAAAGGCUUCUCUGAUGCUGACAACACGUGGGAGCCGGAGAAGAACCUUGACUGCCCAGAACUGAUCGGGGAGUUCCUGAAAACCUACAACAAGGACAAGGAGAAUGGCACUGGUUCCCGAGACAAGCCGGAUAACAGCAAACGCAAGUCUGCCAUCGUCAACGGCAAUGAGGAGCCCAAAACCAAGAGGAAAAAAGAGGACGAGGACAGCGUGCGGGGUUUUGACCGUGGGCUGGAACCGGAGAAGAUCAUCGGAGCCACGGACUCCUGUGGGGAACUGAUGUUCCUGAUGAAGUGGAAAGACUCGGAUGAGGCUGAUCUGGUCCUAGCCAAGGAGGCCAACGUCAAGUGUCCUCAGAUCGUCAUUGCCUUCUACGAGGAGCGUCUGACGUGGCAUGCCUAUCCCGCCGAGGAGGAGGAGAGGAGGGAGGAGCCGCAGGCCAGCUAG
Messenger RNA from Mobula hypostoma (lesser devil ray), 849 nucleotides. RefSeq names its product chromobox protein homolog 5-like. Gene Ontology annotation, biological process: negative regulation of transcription by RNA polymerase II; chromatin organization. Gene Ontology annotation, cellular component: nucleus; pericentric heterochromatin. Bases 109 to 849 code for a protein of 246 amino acids. The record is from RefSeq and is a predicted model, not a curated record. The transcript has 5 exons. Gene Ontology annotation, molecular function: chromatin binding. NCBI's taxonomy places the organism in Eukaryota, Metazoa, Chordata, Chondrichthyes, Myliobatiformes, Myliobatidae.